AUGCUGGACAAGAUUAGUCUUCUGGAAGCAGGCAAUGAAGAGCUGAUACGCUUUGUCUGGAAGACGUUUGCGAAAUGGCAACAACUCCCGGCGGCGCUGAAGCAGCCCAGCAAUGGGAUGUUCCCCGAUUUGAAGGGCCUGAUGAGGCGCAACCGAUUCCCUUAUGCUGCUCGUACCAAAGUCAAGGUGAUCCGCCAUGCGGUGAGUAUGGACGAGCGUCGGACUAAAUUCCGCCAGGAUGUCAUAUCAGAGGCCAAGCCGUCGUCAGGGAAUGACGGCCCACUCGGUUGCGUAAGCAUUUGGAGAGACAAUGUGUUUCUCCCUCAUCAUAAUCACCACCAGCACCAUAAUAGCCGCUUGUCGCAGUCUGCUCAGCAACCUAGGGCUGCCUCUCCUCCUGCAUCGUUUGCGGACGAGAAAGUCGAUGACGUGCUGGACGUCGAGGAGGUAUGGUUUCCAGGACGCCACAUCGAUAUCGCCGGAGGAUGGCCAUUGAAACCAGGGGAAUAUGCUCUCAGUCAUCUGCCGUUGGUGUGGAUGGUUCAGAGCGCCCAGAAGGCAGGAUUGCGAUUUGACACGGGGAAGCUGAGACGCUUCGACUGCUCAGGAGCUUCAACUGAAGAUCCUGUGUAA
This is a messenger RNA of Aspergillus pseudoviridinutans, 633 nucleotides long. RefSeq names its product T6SS phospholipase effector Tle1-like catalytic domain-containing protein. Lineage: Eukaryota; Fungi; Ascomycota; Eurotiomycetes; Eurotiales; Aspergillaceae. The record is from RefSeq and is a predicted model, not a curated record. The transcript has 2 exons. Bases 1 to 633 code for a protein of 210 amino acids.